AUGAGCGCCCCCGUGACGCUGCCCCCAGGGGGCGAAGAAGGACUCGAGACUACCUGGCCCCCGGCCGCCAACGCUAGCCGUAUCCCGGCAGAGGAGGAGGAGGAGACGCGGUCCGACGGCACCGCUGGUAUGGUCACCAUCCAGAGCAUCUAUGCGCUAGUGUGCCUGGUGGGCCUGGUGGGCAACGCCUUAGUCAUCUUCGUGAUCCUUCGCUACGCCAAGAUGAAGACGGCCACCAACAUCUACCUGCUCAACCUUGCCAUCGCUGAUGAGCUCUUCAUGCUGAGCGUGCCCUUUGUGGCCUCCUCAGCCGCUCUGCGCCACUGGCCCUUCGGGUCAGUGUUGUGCCGUGCGGUGCUCAGUGUGGACGGUCUCAACAUGUUCACCAGUGUUUUCUGUCUGACGGUGCUCAGCGUGGACCGCUACGUCGCGGUGGUGCACCCUUUGCGCGCCGCCACCUACCGGCGUCCCAGCGUGGCCAAGCUAAUUAACUUGGGCGUUUGGUUGGCAUCCUUGCUGGUCACCCUGCCCAUUGCUGUCUUCGCAGACACCAGGCCAGCUCGGGGCGGCCAGGCAGUGGCUUGCAACCUGCACUGGCCUCACCCGGCCUGGUCGGCAGUCUUCGUGGUCUACACCUUUUUGCUGGGCUUCCUGCUGCCAGUUCUGGCCAUUGGCCUGUGCUAUCUGCUCAUUGUGGGCAAAAUGCGAGCCGUGGCACUGAGGGCUGGCUGGCAGCAGCGGAGGCGCUCAGAAAAGAAGAUCACUAGACUCGUGCUGAUGGUAGUGGCAGUCUUUGUGCUCUGCUGGAUGCCUUUCUACGUGGUACAGCUGCUGAACCUGUUUGUCACAAGCCUUGACGCCACUGUCAACCAUGUGUCCCUCAUCCUCAGCUAUGCCAACAGCUGCGCCAACCCCAUUCUCUAUGGCUUCCUCUCUGACAACUUCCGCCGCUCCUUCCAAAGAGUUCUGUGCCUGCGCUGCUGCCUUCUGGAUGCUGCUGGGGGCGCUGAGGAAGAGCCUCUGGACUACUACGCCACUGCUCUCAAGAGUAGAGGUGCGGCAGGAUGCAUAUGCCCCCCACUUCCUUGCCAGCAGGAGCCUGUGCAAGCAGAACCCAGUCGCAAGCCCGUUGCCCUCACUGGGACCACCACCUUCUGA
This is a messenger RNA of Sciurus carolinensis (gray squirrel), 1158 nucleotides long. It is a transcript of the gene Sstr4, whose product is annotated as somatostatin receptor 4. Gene Ontology annotation, molecular function: somatostatin receptor activity; neuropeptide binding. The coding region runs from base 1 to 1158 and encodes 385 amino acids. The transcript has a single exon. Lineage: Eukaryota; Metazoa; Chordata; Mammalia; Rodentia; Sciuridae. Gene Ontology annotation, biological process: neuropeptide signaling pathway; cellular response to glucocorticoid stimulus. The record is from RefSeq and is a predicted model, not a curated record. Gene Ontology annotation, cellular component: neuron projection; membrane.